GUUAUCCAUUUUUCCUGCAGCUCAUUACAAUCAACCAGAAAUCCUCUCAUUUUGCUGCUGCCAUCUACUUGUCUAGUUUGAUUCAGAGGAAGUCAUGGAUAGGAUCGAUCAUUUCAGCCAUCCACAUCCUUUGGUGCUUGUGGAACAAGAGCCGGAUGAUCAUGGAAGUCGAAAAGGUUUUUGUUCUGGGUGCAACCAAGCAGUAAAGGAUUAUUGUUAUCAGUGCCGGAAAGUAGCAGAGGGUUUUUGUUCUGGAUGCGAGGAAGAAUUAGAGGGUUCCAGCUACGGUUGUGGUGAGUGUGGGUUUUUCCUUCAUAAGAAAUGUGCUGAGCUACAAACGGAGAUCAUUAAUCACCCCCUCCACCCCCAACACCCUCUCACUCUUGAUUUGCAAGGUUAUGCUCUUGAUAGAUGUAAUGUUUGCAGGGAAUGUAUUCGAUGUUUUUAUCAAUGCAAUUCUUGUUAUUUUAACCUUGACCUUAGAUGUGCUAUGCAUCCUCAAUUUGUUGCUCAAGAGUUUCAAAAGCUUCAACAUUUUAGCCACGAUCAUCCUUUGAUACUUGUUGAAGAUAUUGAAAUUCAAACCACAAGAGAGGUCUGCUCAGGAUGUAGGGAACCCAUGUCCAAGUCAAGUCCAUUCUACUGUUGUCCAAAUUGCAUAUUUCACCUUCACAAGAAAUGUGCAGAGUUGCCUCUUAAGGUCAGUCACCCUGCCCACCGGAAACACCCUCUAAUGCUUUUGGCCAAACCCCCACCUCAUCAAGAGAAAUGUUCUUGCAAUUUGUGCGGUGAGUCUUAUAAGGAAGGAUUUGUUUAUUAUUGUUCAAUUUGUGAGUUUGGCUUCAAAGCCGCGGAUCCUAUUUCGCAAACAAUUAUAGCUGAAACUCAUGAACAUCCGUUGACCCUCUGUUCGGGCACAAUUUCAUUCGUUUGUGAGGCAUGUGGAAAUGAUGGAAGUCGUGUUUGCUUUACAUGUGCUAAAUGCAGCCUUAUUAUUCAUAUAGAUUGCACUUCACUUCGCCGCACCAUCAAAAUAAUAAGGCAUCCACAUCGACUUUCUCACAUCUAUUUCUCUCAAGAUGAGGAAGCUAGAAAACGUGAAUGCAAUAUCUGUCAUGAUGACAUAAAUCUGGGAUAUGGGAGCUACUUCUGUGCAGAUUGCAACUAUUUUGCUCAUGUAAAUUGUGCAAUAGAUAAACGUCUUUUGGAAGAUGAAAAGUCCGAACCAUCAGAUGACUGGACUGCUAUCUUUCCUGCUUUUCAGGAAAUCAAACCUGGAGAGAUAAAGCAUUUCAGCCAUAAACACAACUUAAUAUUGAGUGAUGAUGGGGUUGAGGAUGGCCAAAGUUGUGAAGGUUGCAUGCGUUCCACCUCUACUUCAUUUUACUAUUGUGCACAAUGUAAUUUCUUCCUCUGUAAGUGCUGUGUUCAUGAGUUACCCAAGAAGGUGCGUCACUGGACUUGCAGGCAUUUGAGAGAACUUUAUUUCUAUUCCAUUUUUUUUUGUGGCCAUUGCCGGUUUUGGAGUAGUGGGUUUGGCUACAAUUGUAAUGCAUGCGAGGAGAUUAUGUGCAUCCGAUGUCAUGAAAUUCUCGACACUCGUAUUGCAAAUAUAGAAGGACAGGAGCACUUCCUUUUCUUUGACCACAAAUACGAAGGGAAAUGUUAUGGUUGUGAUAAUUAUUGUAAUCGACGCGGUUUUAGAAGCAAGGACAAGAAAUGCAAUUUUGCAUUGGAUUAUAGAUGCCUUGUGCUACCAAAAACAGCUCGAGAUCCGAAGCAGUGGUUUUAUCAUUGUGCCGAUUGCGAUGUUUCUGCUCAUCCUAAUUGUUUGCUUUGGGGAUCCCCAUUUGUCAAGCUCAUGAAACCACUCCGGGUUGAAGUUCACGAACACCCUGUCACUUUGGUGAAGAUAGAUUUUUAUCCUUCUAAAUGCAACAAGUGUGGUAAGCCUUGUAGAGAUGAUCUAGCCAUUCAAUGCACAGAGCCAGAUUGCACCUACAUAUUCCAUUGGGAUUGCUACUUGAUAGGUAGACAAAAAUGAGAUAUCUUAUUUGCACUUCCUUUUGUUUUCGACUGAUUUUUAAGUUUAGUUUGAUCUUCUAGCUAUUAGGUGAUGUGAUGCGGACUAUUUAUAACUUUUUUGUUUCUACCAAAUAUGUGAUAUGACUAUUGUUUGAAAUUUGGAUGUAUUGCUUUAAAUGGUUGCUUUUUUUUUUUUUUUUUUAUCAAUAAUUCGGUUAUCUCUGU
Molecule: messenger RNA, 2250 nt
Organism: Rubroshorea leprosula
Lineage: Eukaryota; Viridiplantae; Streptophyta; Magnoliopsida; Malvales; Dipterocarpaceae
Source: the annotation of a GenBank genome assembly